AUGAUCUUCUUUGAAGCAAUCGGUUACCUGCUUUGGAUUCUCGCGCUGGUAGCAUUUGUCGCCUCACCAUACCUCACCCGUCUGUUAUAUCGCGGAAAGUUCUGGGGCUCCCAAGCUUGGCUCUUCGGGUUUGAGAGAUACGCAGACCUGAAAACGAUUAAAAGUCAAAUGUUUGGAGCGAGAAUGCGUCGCCUGCGCUGGAGCGCCUUUGGCUCAUCCCUCUCUCGUCACACGACUGAUCUGUCGUCUGUCGAGUGUGUCGCUGUCGAUCCAACCACAGAUCCUGAAAUCGAACGCAAAGUCGGACAGUGCGCGAAUGCACGAGUCCAGAUGGAAUCGAAUAUUCACACUGGUGGAUACCAACACAAUGACCUAAGGCCACCGACUGUUGUUCUUCUGUGCGCAUCGGAGGGAGGCAUGCAGCGAGCUAUUGCCUGUUCGUAUCAGAGGACAACGGGAACAUGCUAUCGAGAAACGAUCCUUCGCAUGGAAACCCCUGUUCUGGAGAAUAUGUCACGGGUUUCGAGAGUCAAGGUGGGAGUGCUGUCAGGAGGGAAAAUGAGAAGUUGCCAGGAAUAA
This is a messenger RNA of Penicillium odoratum, 579 nucleotides long. RefSeq lists its product as uncharacterized. The record is from RefSeq and is a predicted model, not a curated record. The coding region runs from base 1 to 579 and encodes 192 amino acids. The transcript is spliced from 3 exons. NCBI's taxonomy places the organism in Eukaryota, Fungi, Ascomycota, Eurotiomycetes, Eurotiales, Aspergillaceae.